AUGGAGAAAAUCAUCCACGACUUCUACUCUUAUCUCUUCGACAGCUAUGUUCACUCACCAUCUGAGAGGAUUGAAAAAGUCUUGGAUGAAGGACAGCCAUGCGAGCAAGCAGGGUUUCGAAAAGGAUUCAGCACUAUUGACCACAUUCACACUGUUUCGAAACUCAUAGAGUUAUCACGAGAGGACAAGAUGCCGCUUUGUCUCACCUUCAUCGACUUGAAGAAGGCCUUCGACUCAUUUGAGACGGAAGCAGUCAUGGAAGCCUUGGACAAGCAAGGCAUCCUCACUCAGUACAUAAAGACACUUAGGGAGUUUUACAGUGAAGAGAAAAUCCAACAGGUUGAUACAAUCUCACCUAAAAUAUUCACCCUCGAGAACGCAAUGCGAAAGCUUGAAUGGGACGACAUGGGAGUGAAGCACCUAUCAAGCGGAACGAAUGUGAACGAAUUCGAUGAAACAUGUGGUGGCAUCGGUCUUCAGCUGAAUCUGCGAAAGAUGGGUAACGGAUGGGUCUCGAAUGCCCCAUCCACGAUCAACGGAACGAACAUAUCCGAAUGCAUCAGCUACGUUUAUCUGGGUCGGAAAUUGAACAUGAUGAACGAUCUGACUCCCGAACUGGGCAAGAGAAAACGAGCAGCUUAUAGAGUUUAUAAGAUCAUCGAAGAAAUAGUGAGGAAGACCAAGAACACUUGUCUCCGUGCUCAUCCCUUCAGCACCACCGUACUUCCUGCUUUGACCUAUGGUUCGGAAAACUGA
Molecule: messenger RNA, 756 nt
Organism: Necator americanus (New World hookworm)
Lineage: Eukaryota; Metazoa; Nematoda; Chromadorea; Rhabditida; Ancylostomatidae
Exons: 4
Coding region: 1-756 (251 amino acids)
Source: RefSeq, a predicted model, not a curated record